AUGGCAGGUGGAGCAGAGAGUAAUUAUCGUAUGCUAAUUCUUCUCGAAGAAGGCAUGGAAAAUUUGGAUGAAGAGCAAACACAACAAGAUAGAACUGAAGAACCAAAGGAAUCUAAAAAGAUGCAUGAAUUCGUUGACGAAUUAGUAUUGCCAUUUCAGGUAGAUGAGAUUGACUCUUUGAACGAUUGGUUUGAUAAAUUUGAUGAAGAAAUUUGCAUACCGAAUGAAGGUCACAUUAAGUAUGAAAUCACUAGCGAUGGUAUUAUUGUAUUGAUCCUAGAUAAGGAAAUAGAAAACGUUUUGGACAAAGUAAAAGAAUUUGUUCAAUCUAAUCAUGACUCCAAAUAA
Vanderwaltozyma polyspora DSM 70294 is the source of this 348-nucleotide messenger RNA. RefSeq lists its product as uncharacterized. NCBI's taxonomy places the organism in Eukaryota, Fungi, Ascomycota, Saccharomycetes, Saccharomycetales, Saccharomycetaceae. Bases 1 to 348 code for a protein of 115 amino acids. The record is from RefSeq and is a predicted model, not a curated record. The transcript has a single exon.